AUGGAAGAUAAGGAAAACAAAAACAAGGCACUCUGUGACCAGAUGAAGGAGCAUCAAGAAAGGGUCGAUAUGAUACCAGGCGCCCCAAAGUUGCUACCGAAACGAGACGUUGGUCGAUUCGUCGAACAACCGUACAGUGAGGAAGCAGAUCCCCAUGCCAUUCCGAAAACUUUCAAAAUGCCACUGUACCUGAAAAUAUACGAUGGCACUACAGACCCAGAAGAUCAUAUCAUCCACUACGCCACAGCGGUGAAGGGCAACGAUCUCUCGAAGGAGCAAGUUCCAUUGGUGCUACUAAAAAAGUUUGGCAAAACCCUAACAGGGGGAGACCUAACCUGGUACUCGCAACUACCAGCACGGUCAAUAGCAACGUUCGAGGAAAUGGCCGACAAGUUUGUCACCGCUCAUGUAGGGGCUAAAAAGGCGGAAGCCAGGGUGAAUGACAUAUUCGCCGUUAGGCAAUCGCCUGGCGAGGGACUCAGAGACUUCCUCGCCCGUUUUAACAGGGUGAGAAUGAGCCUACCAAAUGUAUCAGAGGGGAUGGCGGUAGCAGCCUUCCAGAACGGGUUGAGCAGGAACGGGUCAAGAGUGAGAGCCGACGAGGACGAUCUCAAUGGUCCGACCCAACGGCUGACGUCAGUUCAAGCAAAAUCAAGGAAAUAUCAUCGUAACGACGAUCGAAAGGAUCAGCCGGGUCCCCGUCUCGGCCGAGAAAGACAUCAGCCCUACAUCCGAACAGCCGUCCCACCACCUCCUCGGCACACGGAAGGGCCUCCCAGGCCGCACACCGGGACUCAGCGAAACAAAAGAGGUAUGCCUCCGCUCUUAUCUGCUCACAAUUUUUGUGUCUCCCCUUCAGAGAUAGUGUAUGCACUAGAGAAGCUCGGCACGAAGGUGAAAUGGCUGCAAAAGAUGAAGUCCGACCCGAAUACUCGAAAGUCGGAUGCCCUCUGUGAAUUUCACCAAGAGCGGGGUCACAAAACUGAGGACUGCAUAGGUUUGCGGCAAGAGGUAAUAAGAAUGCUGAACCAAGGGCACCUGAGAGAAUUAAUGAGCGACCGGGGACGAGCCAACUUCGGUCGCGGACGUGAACAGCACCAGGGGCCUUUAAAGCCACCCUCCUCUGCUCGUACUGUCAGCAGAGGCGACGAGGCAGCGAUCAACCAUUUGAGCGAACUUCUGGAGAAAUAA
Messenger RNA from Nicotiana attenuata, 1191 nucleotides. RefSeq lists its product as uncharacterized. The coding region runs from base 1 to 1191 and encodes 396 amino acids. The record is from RefSeq and is a predicted model, not a curated record. The transcript is spliced from 3 exons. NCBI's taxonomy places the organism in Eukaryota, Viridiplantae, Streptophyta, Magnoliopsida, Solanales, Solanaceae.